GGCUGGGCCGCGCAGCCAUUUUGGGCUGUGUGGGUUUCCGGGACGUUCCGAGUGCGUCCUAGGUCCCAGGGGUUCUGCAGAUCACAGGCCCAGGGCCCGCGUCCGAGUGUCAGGUUGGAGCCGGGAAACGUCCCGGGGGGUAGCGGCGGCGGGGGCAGGAUGAGCGCGGAGGCGGCGGACCGGGAGGCGGCCACCUCCAGCCGGCCCUGCACCCCGCCGCAGACCUGCUGGUUCGAGUUCCUGCUGGAGGAGUCGCUGUUGGAGAAACAUCUGCGCAAGCCCUGCCCGGAUCCUGCACCAGUUCAACUUAUAGUCCAGUUUUUGGAACAGGCUUCUAAACCUUCAGUUAAUGAACAGAACCAAGUUCAACCUCCACCUGAUAACAAGAGAAAUCGUAUUUUAAAGCUUCUUGCUCUUAAAGUUGCCGCACAUUUGAAGUGGGACUUAGACGUGUUAGAGAAAAGUUUGUCUGUUCCAGUACUGAAUAUGUUACUAAAUGAACUGCUGUGCAUCAGUAAAGUCCCUCCUGGAACAAAGCACGUAGACAUGGAUCUGGCCACUUUACCUCCAACCACUGCCAUGGCUAUACUUCUCUACAAUAGAUGGGCAAUUAGGACAAUUGUUCAAAGUAGUUUUCCUGUCAAACAAGCAAAACCUGGACCUCCUCAGUUAAGUGUUAUGAAUCAGAUGCAACAGGAGAAAGAGCUAACAGAAAAUAUUUUGAAAGUGCUAAAAGAGCAAGCUUCUGAUUCUAUCUUGGUACUAGAGGCAGCCCUUAAGUUAAACAAGGAUCUUUAUGUCCACACGAUGAGAACUCUAGAUUUAUUGGCCAUGGAGCCAGGCGUGGUAAAUGGAGAGACUGAGAGUUCCACUGUUGGACUGAAAAUCAAAACCGAGGAGAUGCAGUGCCAGGUGUGCUAUGAUUUGGGUGCAGCAUACUUCCAGCAAGGCUCUACAAAUCCAGCUGCCUAUGAAAAUGCCAGAGAAAAAUUCUUUAGAACCAAAGAACUAAUUGCAGAGAUAGGUUCAUUAUCUCUUCAUUGUACCAUAGAUGAGAAGCGGUUAGCUGGCUAUUGUCAAGCGUGUGAUGUUCUUGUACCUUCUUCUGAUAGUACAUCUCAACAAUUGACUCCAUAUAGUCAAGUCCAUAUUUGUUUGAGAUCUGGCAACUAUCAGGAGGUAACAAAGAUUUUCGCUGAAGACAAUUUAACCUUCAGUUUACCUGUGCAGUUCCGGCAGUCAGUCCUAAGAGAGCUCUUUCAGAAAGCUCAACAGGGAAAUGAAGCUCUAGAUGAAAUCUGUUUUAAAGUCUGUGCCUGUAACACAGUCCGUGAUAUAUUGGAAGGUAGAGCGAUUGGUGUUCAAUUUAACCAGCUAUUUCUUAGACCUAAUAAAGAGAAAAUAGACUUUCUUCUUGAGGUAUGUUCAAGAUCAAUAAAUUUAGAAAAAGCUUCAGAUUCUUUGAAAGGAAACAUGGCAGCUUUUCUAAAGAAUGUGUGUCUGGGGUUGGAAGACCUGCAGUAUGUUUUCAUGAUUUCUUCACAUGAGCUUUUCAUUACAUUGUUGAAAGAUGAAGAACGAAAGCUACUUGUUGAUCAGAUGAGGAAGAGAUCCCCUAGAGUAAAUCUGUGCAUUAAACCAGUAACUUCAUUUUAUGAUAUCCCAGCCUCAGCAAGUGUCAACAUUGGCCAGUUGGAGCAUCAGCUGAUAUUGUCAGUAGAUCCCUGGAGGAUUCGACAGAUUUUAAUUGAAUUACAUGGUAUGACUUCAGAGCGCCAAUUCUGGACAGUGUCUAAUAAGUGGGAAAUACCUUCUGUCUAUAGUGGUGUUAUCCUGGGAAUCAAAGACAAUUUAACAAGAGAUUUGGUUUACAUUCUAAUGGCCAAAGGUUUACACUGCAGUACUGUUAAGGACUUCUCCCAUGCUAAACAGCUAUUUGCUGCUUGUUUGGAGUUGGUGACAGAAUUCUCACCAAAACUUCGUCAGGUCAUGCUGAAUGAGAUGCUGCUUUUGGAUAUUCAUACACAUGAAGCUGGAACAGGGCAAUCUGGAGAGAGACCGCCUUCUGAUCUUAUUAGUAGGGUGCGAGGAUAUCUGGAAAUGAGGCUUCCUGAUAUUCCUCUUCGUCAGGUUAUUGCCGAGGAGUGUGUUGCUUUUAUGUUAAACUGGAGGGAAAAUGAAUACCUUACCCUGCAGGUUCCUGCAUUUCUGCUUCAGAGUAAUCCAUAUGUAAAGCUUGGACAGCUUUUAGCAGCUACAUGCAAAGAACUUCCAGGCCCUAAAGAAAGUAGACGGACUGCUAAAGACCUUUGGGAAGUUGUUGUUCAGAUCUGUAGUGUGUCCAGUCAACACAAACGAGGAAAUGAUGGCAGAAUUAGUUUAAUAAAGCAGAGGGAGUCUACAUUAGGUAUAAUGUAUCGGAGUGAACUGCUUUCUUUUAUCAAAAAAUUACGGGAACCGUUGGUUUUGACUAUUAUUUUAUCACUCUUUGUGAAACUUCACAAUGUUCGGGAGGACAUUGUGAAUGAUAUUACAGCUGAACACAUUUCUAUCUGGCCAUCCUCCAUCCCCAAUGUGUGUUUAUAAAUGGGGCAAAAGAAUGGUUUACCAUAGAGGUUCUCAGCCAGACUCAGAGAUUGAGUCCCAGCCUCUCCACUUCUCAGGUAUAUGACCUUGGGUUAGUUGCUUUCUGUGCCAGUUUCCUCAUCUGUAAAAUGGGUAUAAGAAUAGUAACUACCUUGUGAGGAUUAAAUAAUAAACUUUCUAAGCUAGGUGUUUAGAAUAAGGGCUGCCACAUAGUAGAGUAGGCUUAACGAUUAUUUUCAUGAUAAAAUUAUUUUAAUGUAAAUUAACCCAGAGAAAAUAAAAUGUGACUAAAUGUUUGACCAGAAAAGAUAUUUCUCUUGAGCAGGAGUCUUUAUUGACUCCAAGAAUAGUGUGAGGAUGGCAUGGAUUAAGUAUUACUAUUUUAAAAUUGAUUGUUUGAUAUGUAGAUAGAAUUCUUAGACUUAACAUUUUAUAAUUUCUAGGAAACAUAAACCAGUGUAACUCAUUUAAAUAAUUGUAAAUAAAUUAGUUGUAAAUCAACAGUUGGGUAUUUACUAAUGGCACCACAAUACUUUCCCACUGUACUGGGAACAGUGGUGAGUUAUGGUAAAAUCUAACCCCUCAGGGCAACAGGAGUACUUUGUCCAACCUUGUUAGAUGAUAGAGCCAGGACUUGAAUCUCGGUGUGUUUCUGAAGCCAAAGCCUGUUCUCCCCCGCUGGGUCUCGCUGUAGGGGCUGUCAACGUGUUUCUUGGGUGCUGGCUUGGCUUUAUCCUCACAGUUCUACCUCCUAAUUCUGCAUCUCAGGACUUCCAGGCUUAACUAGGCCCAGAGCAGCUGGCCCCCUUCCGUACUCUUUUUUGGAUUCUUCAUUGCUUCCAAAUGCGCUGCAGUGAUACCCUUGCCACAGCUCACCCCAACCCGGUGAAACAUCUAAUCCAGAGGAGUUAGUUAACCUUUACAAGAAGCCACAAGGUGAAUUUAAGGCCACGUAGCAGUACUGUUAGUGUUUGAGCCCUUGUUUUCUGUAGCUUCCUCUAGAUAACAGAACUUAAAAAUCAUUUGGAAAAUUUUUAUAAGUCUGUCUCUUUAUAAUUUUGUUACCUGUAAAUUGUGCAUAAAAAGUGGAGACAGGGUUUUAUCCUACGACCUUUUUUGUGCAUUAUAUUGUCGAAUAUUUAAAGAUACUUUUUAGAGUGGCCUUCUUUGGCAUUUUGGGGAAAAAAAGGAAUCAAAAAUCAGAUUGUUUUCAGCCCCUUAUAAAAAGUUAGCUGAUCACACUUCCUCAGAUUUAGUUGUUUUGAUAGUUUUAAAAUAUUUACUCCUAAUAAUAUUUAGCAUUGUAUUUAUGAUCACCUACAUUUUGACUAAGUCUUUUUGUUUUUAAUAAAUGUGUGUAUGGAAUUUGAAGUUGACUCUUAAAAUAGA
Molecule: messenger RNA, 3975 nt
Organism: Balaenoptera acutorostrata (minke whale)
Lineage: Eukaryota; Metazoa; Chordata; Mammalia; Artiodactyla; Balaenopteridae
Gene: INTS8
Product: integrator complex subunit 8
Exons: 21
Coding region: 160-2586 (808 amino acids)
Biological process (GO): snRNA 3'-end processing
Cellular component (GO): integrator complex
Molecular function (GO): protein binding
Source: RefSeq, a predicted model, not a curated record